AUGUCCAACAGCAGCAGCUCCAUGACACAGUUCCUCCUCCUGGCAUUCGCAGACAGGCGGGAGCUGCAGCUCCUGCACUUCUGGCUCUUCCUGGCCAUCUCCCUGGCUGCCCUCCUGGCCAACGGCCUCAUCCUCAGCGCCGUAGCCUGUGACCACCACCUGCACACCCCCAUGGGCUUCUUCCUGCUCAACCUCUCCCUCACAGACCUGGGCUGCAUCUGCACCACUGUCCCCAAAGCCAUGCACAAUUCCCUCUGGGACACCACAACCAUCUCCUACACAGGAUGUGCUGCACAGCUCUUUUUCUUUUAUUUCUUCAUCACAGCAGAGUAUUUCCUCCUCACCAUCAUGUGCUACGACCGCUACGUUGCCAUCUGCAAACCCCUGCACUACGGGACCCUCCUGGGCAGCAGAGCUUGUGCCCACAUGGCAGCAGCUGCCUGGGUCACUGGGUUUCUCUAUUCUCUGCUGCACACAGCCAGUAUAUUUUCCCUGCCCCUGUGCCAGGGCAAUGCCCUGGGCCAGUUCUUCUGUGAAAUCCCUGCCAUCCUCAAGCUCUCCUGCUCACACUCAGGCUACCUCAGGGAAAUUGGGUUCAUUGGGGUUAGUGUCUGUUUAGUGUUUGGUUGUUUUGUUUUCAUUGUUUUCUCCUAUGUGCAGAUCUUCAGGGCUGUGCUGAGGAUCCCCUCUCAGCAGGGACGGCACAAAGCCUUUUCCACGUGCCUCCCUCACCUGGCUGUGGUCUCAAUCUUUGUCAGCACUUCGUUUUUUUCUCACCUGAAGCCCCCCUCCAUUUCCUCCCCAUCCCUGGACCUUGUGGUGUCAGUUCUGUACUCAGUGGUGCCUCCAGCACUGAACCCUCUCAUCUACAGCCUGAGGAACCAGGAGCUAAAGGAUGGCCUGAGGACAAUAAUGAGUGGAUGUUUUUCAGCAACAAUAAGCUCUGUGCUUUCUUCUGUCCAGCAUUUAAAAUGCAACUCAUGAGAGUCCCAGCCUGCCUUCUCAGCUUUUUAGUGGUGGUCACUGGGUUCCUCUUCUCAUAAUUUUGUGCUCAAAGAAAUUUUAUUAUUCAUCCCCCACCUCAUUCACUGCUUACCUCUUGAAUUUGAUCUAGAAACUCUGCAAAUGAUGAACUGUAUAUUCAUCUAUUUCUGUGUUUUAAACAAA
This is a messenger RNA of Pseudopipra pipra, 1167 nucleotides long. Its product is annotated as olfactory receptor 14J1-like. The coding region runs from base 1 to 984 and encodes 327 amino acids. NCBI's taxonomy places the organism in Eukaryota, Metazoa, Chordata, Aves, Passeriformes, Pipridae. Gene Ontology annotation, molecular function: olfactory receptor activity; G protein-coupled receptor activity; odorant binding. The record is from RefSeq and is a predicted model, not a curated record. Gene Ontology annotation, biological process: G protein-coupled receptor signaling pathway. Gene Ontology annotation, cellular component: membrane. The transcript has a single exon.